UUAAUGCCAGGAAGCAGGAUCCCAUGUUGAUUUCUCUGGCUCGAACCUCGCGUUAUACAUAGACACACCAGCAGGUGGCAGUGAAGAGUUACUGCGACUCCAGCCGCACAGUUUAACUACCUGCUACCUACGCACCUCUUUUCCCAUUCCCGCAUCUCCGCUAAUCUGAAUGGCCGGAGUGCCAGGCCCAUUACAGACAGUCCACCGCUAUUCACAGCCAAAGACGAACACACGAACAUCCGGGGAAUGUGUCAGCCAGUCUCCUACGUUCUGUUCUUGGACUCUGGGAUUGAUUCCUGGCUGUGACUGAAGCUGUAAGCGCUGCAGGGGUGGGUCAGUGGCAGGUGGUGCAGCCCGUUAUAGACACCUGUAGAGCAGGGACAUAAUACAGCACAGCUUUAGCCGCACACACGACUCACACUGUGCCCAUAGCUGCUGCUUAUUAGUAUCUGACAGCUCACCAGCCUCACUGACAGCUUUACUCUGUGCUGACUGCCUGUUAUCCGCCUCACUCAGCUGACAGCAUUCUUAACGUCAAAGUACGUGCAGCUCUGGACCUCAUGACUGAGUGCUGGCGACUCUUGAUAUGCAGGGUAUUGGGUAGUGGCAGCUGUUUUUCUGCCUCCAGAUCCCACGCCGAUGAAGAAGUUGUGAAUGAUCACAAGGUGGUGGUGUCUGACAUCAUCCAACUUGUCCCUGAUGAUCAGUCAGAGCUAGAAUUGCCUUCAGAUGACAUCAUGCAACAGGAGACCUCUCCCAUCUGCGCGGCCGAUAUUGAGGAUCAGCUAAGAAAGCAGUUUGCCUACUUGUCAGGUGGACGAGGGGAAAAUGGCUCCCCAGUCAUCACAUUUCCUGAAUAUCCAGCAUUUAGUGAGAUUCCAGAAAAAGAGUUCCAGAAUGUACUCAGCUAUCUGACAAGUGUGCCAGUUUUAGAAGAUGCGGGAAUUGGCUUCAUCCUAGUGAUCGACCGAAGACUGGACAAAUGGACCUCAGUAAAAACAUCCAUUCUGAAGAUUACGGCAUCUUUUCCUGGGAAUUUACAGCUUGUUAUAGUCCUGCGCCCAUCGGGACUAUUGCAGCGCACCCUCUCGGAUAUUGCAUUCAAAUUCAACAAAGAUGACUUUAAAAUGAAAGUACCGAUCAUAAUGCUGAAUUCAGCAACAGAACUCCAUAGUUACAUUGACAAGACCGAGCUGACCCGAGAUCUUGGUGGCACACUGGAUUACUGCCAUAAGGACUGGCUCUCAUAUCGCACUGCUAUUGAAAACUUUGCUGUCAUGGUGAAACAGACAGCCCAAAUGCUCCAGUCUUUUGGGACAGAGCUGGCAGAGACAGAGCUGCCAAAUGACAUUCUCUCCACAAGCUCACUGCUACAUACGCACACAGAGAAAGAGGAAAAAAUGAAGGAUCACCUCAGGUUUGCAUUAAAGCAGGGAUGUGACAUUUUGGAGAAGAUCAUGGAGCCACAUAAAGACAACCCUGAGUAUAGGAUGAAUCAGAACCAACUGGACAACCAAACUACUGUGGAAAGGCUUCUAUUGCAAUUAAAUGAAACAGAAGCAGCUUUUGAUGAGUUUUGGUCUAAACAUCAACAGAAGCUUGAACAGUGUUUACAGCUACGUCAUUUUGAGCUAAACUUUCGAGAGAUUUCUACAAGCCUGGAUGAUAUUUCUGAGAGGCUAGAAGCUUUUAAAGAUGUAGGAAACAGCUGCUCCCAUGCUGAACACAAUCUGAAGGACCUCUCCAACUUUGAGGUUAAAUCCCAAGAAGUUUUACAGGAAGCCCAGAAUUUAGCCAGAGAAGGCGAUCAGCUCAUUCAGAGUAAUCACUAUGCUGUGGACUCCAUCCUUCCAAAAUGCAAUGAGAUUGGCAACUUAUGUGAGAGCAUAAGCAGCACCAUUCAGCAGAGGCGGCAAAACCUUCACAAAUCCUUGGAAUUGCACAGACAUUUGGAGAAGUCAAUGAAGUGGCGUGAUGAGGGGAUUUACUUGCUGGCUUCACAACCUGUGGAUAAGUUCCAGUCACAGGAUGGAGCAGAAGCUUCACUUCAGGAGAUUGAAAGGUUUCUAGAGACUGGCACAGAUAUAACUUUGCAAGAUUUGGCUUUUAUUUUGAAGAAGUAUGACUCGAUUCUGACUCCAGAACUCCAGGAACAUGUCAAUAAAGUGUACCAGAAGCAGGAAAGCUUGCAGGAGAUGUUUGAGAAGAGGAAAGGUAGCCUUAGAAAACUUGCAGCAAAGCAAACCAGACCUAUCCAGCCAGUUGCCCCGAGACCAGAAGCAAUUUCCAAGUCUCCUACCUCCUCUCCAAGUCUUCGUAGGUCUUCUGAAAGCACAUAUAACAGAGGAAGUAUUCAGCGUCGGAUAAAUUAUCGCAGAGCCAAGACUGAAGUGGAUGGUAAUCAGAUUAGAAGUACAUCAGAGAUGGAGGAUGAAGAAAAUCUAGCAGUGUUAAGAAGGCAUGUCAUGAAUGAACUUAUUGAGACAGAAAGAGUAUAUGCAGAAGAGCUGCUAUCUGUGAUCAAGGGUUAUGCUGCUGAAAUGAAUAACCCUCUAGCAAUAGACCUUAUCCCCUCAGUGCUACAGAACAAGAAGGAUGUUCUUUUUGGCAACAUAGAAGAAAUUUGUCAGUUUCAUAACAGAAUAUUUUUGAGAGAGCUGGAAUAUUACAGGGACUAUCCAGAACUAGUGGGAAGGUGUUUUUUGGAAAGGAUGGAAGAUUUCCAAAUCUAUGAAAAGUACUGUCAGAACAAGCCAAGGUCAGAGAGCUUGUGGAGGCAGUGCUCCGAUGCUGCUUUCUUCCAGGAUUGCCAAAGGAAAUUGGACCAUAAGCUAAGCCUGGACUCCUAUCUUUUAAAACCUGUGCAAAGGAUAACAAAGUAUCAACUACUGUUAAAGGAAAUGCUAAAGUAUAGUAAAAACUGUGAAGGAGCUGAAGAUCUUCAGGAAGCACUAGCCUCUAUACUGGGCAUUCUUAAAGCUGUCAAUGAUUCCAUGCAUCAGAUAGCAAUCACCGGAUAUGAGGGGAACUUAAAUGAACUUGGAAAACUCUUAAUGCAAGGAUCAUUUAAUGUGUGGACAGAGCACAAGAAGGGUCAUUCCAAAGUGAAGGAUCUGGCGAGGUUUAAACCAAUGCAAAGACACCUGUUUCUGCAUGAAAAGGCUGUGCUGUUCUGCAAGAAGAGGGAUGAGACUGGGGAGGGAUAUGAGAAGGCACCAUCCUACAGCUAUAAACAUUCCUUAAAUAUGAUGUUUGUUGGAAUUACUGAGUAUGUGAAAGGAGACAAUAGGAAAUUUGAAAUUUGUUGCAAUGCGAGGGAGGAGGUUUAUAUUGUGCAGGCACCAACCCCAGAUGUAAAGGCCACCUGGGUAAAUGAAGUCAGAAAGGUGCUGACAAACCAAUUAAAGGCACACAAAGAUGCCAACCAACACAAAUCAACAGAGCAGGCAAACAGCUUACCUGCUGCUCUUCCAUCCAAUAAUAGUCCUCUGAGAAAUAAAUCCGGGAAGACCAAAAAUCUGGAGGAAAGAAAAACUGAGCCUCUGUUGAAUCCAGAUGUCUCCUUAAAGUCUGUACCAAAAUACCUUGAAAAAGAUGACACAGUUACUAGUCCUACCUCAGAUUCUUCUGCCUUGUCAAAAAAGCGCUUCACUUUGCAGGGUUUUUCAAACCUCAAAAGUCAAAAAGCUUCUCCUGCCAGUCCAGACAAAAAAGCUAAACGCCAUGAAGUAAAGAGCGACCCAACUCCCUUUGGUUUAAGAGGUUGGAACAGAGCAUCACAUUCACUUGAUGUUUCUGAAGAAAAUAAUGAAGAUUGGUCUAGUGAAGAAGAUCCCAUUAACUCUUCCGAUGCCGAAGAGGAUGGAGCAGGUGAUGCACCAGAGUACAAGCUAACUCCUGGUAAAUAUACUGUAGUGGCUGACUAUGAAAGAGGUUCAGAUGAGCUUCUGGUAAAGAGUGGAGAUCUUGUUCACGUAAUACAUGAAAAUGAUGGUGGAAUGUGGUAUGUGAAGAACUUGAGUACCAAUAAAGAAGGUCUGGUACCUGCCAGCAACCUUAUGACUCUCAUAGGCACUUCCAAAUCUGCCCACUCUUUAAGCAGCUCUGAAUCUGGACCUGCUUCAAGCACUUUAAGCACAUCGUCCAGCUGCAGUGAGAGCUGCAAUGCAGGCACCACCACCAGUUUCUCUGAUAUCAAGAGUUGAGCCAGUGCUCUGUACAUGGAAAAGGUGAAGCAGCACUGGAAGUCCAGAAGGAAGUUGGGGAGAGAAAUGGCAUUUCCGCUGCUAGUACAGAAACACGUGCUGCUGGAUCAGUCACUAUGGAUUCUGUCUCUCUAACCCACAAUAGUAAUUUCCAUCAAAUGCAUACAAGCAGACCGAGCUGCCAGCUGGAGGAGUAAUAAGAAAUGGGACUAGGGUGUCCUGUGUCAGAGAAAAUCUGCCUUCAAAUUCCGCACUUAUUUGAAGUAUCGUUUACAGCUCUAAAAAAAGCAAAGUGUUUACAAAGGAACAUUUUACCCUGCUAUAGAGAACUAUAUUCCUGCUGUGAUGAUGGCAUCCUUGGGUUCCUUGGCUCUGUGUAAAUCGAAUGAAAGGGAACAAAAACAAAACAAGCAAACUGUUUUGCUUUUUACACCGUUUUUAGGUGGUGUGGGGCUUUUCGCCACUAAAUAAUUUCUAAAUGAAUGCCAUGUCAACUUUUACAAGUUCCAUUUUACUAAAAUAUUUAAUACAAAGUUAUUUUUCCACAGUCGUAAAGCCAACGUUUGUAGUUGUGGAUUAGUAGACUUUACAUUUUCUAUGUUUUGUUUGUGUGGAUGAAAAUGUUGCUGUCCUGAUUAUGCUGUGGGUCAGCAUGCUGCAGUUUAUAAUGGCUUUCCUCUCAUUCCUUUGUGUGGAAAGACUGGAAGAAACACAGCUACACAUUUUAUUAUUCCACAAAAGUAAUGUGAGACAGAUAACCAUCCCUAUACUGAGCCUUGAUAGUCACUGGUUCACUACUGAGCAAAAGUAGAAAAAAGUUGCACUCAUACGACUUGAUGCGGUGUACCCAGAGGUACCUCCAAAUAUUUAUUGAUAAUAAAAUUAAAAAUAAAAAAUCAAACAUUUCAGGGGGCGCCUGCCCCCUUCAUCAGUGCUGUAGUAGCCCUUGAAAUGUUUGAUUUUUUUGUACUCCGCAUCAAUAAAUAUUUGGAGGUACCUCCGGGUACACUGCAUCAAGUCGCAUGAGUGCAAUUUUUUUUUACUUUUGCCCCAUACUACAUUCACGUAGAGUCACAUGACUCUGGGAAAGUUUGCACCUACCGGAACAUUACAAGAAGCACAUCAUUAAAAACUGUGAGCGUAUCGAACCUUGACUAGUUCACUACUGACUGGGUGUGAAUAAUGCCACUUUAGUUCUCUCUUUCACUGCCAUAAACGUUCCAUUGCUUGCUUAUGCUUAGUACUGUACAACACAUCAGAAGUGUUACUGGUCUGUGGAAAAUCACUCUAAACAAAACAAAAGCACCCUCACACAAACAUUUGUAUGUAAAUAUAUAAAAAUGGGGAACCACAUAUCAAAACAAUGAAUAUGGAUACAGAGAAAAAUUACAGAUUUUGCCAAAAAUUACCACCAGAUGUAGCCGUUGUGGUAGAACCUUCUAUGUGGUCUCACAUGGGACUGUAAAGCAGAUGAGAAGGUUUGGUGAUAAUAGAACCUUUUUUCAGCUGUAACCUGAGAGGAUUCCAAAUCAGAGUGUACAGACAGAAUGAUUUUUACAGAUUGUGUUUUAAUGUGUGUAUAUGUAAAAAUAUAAAUGUAUGCAUUUGCACAGUGCUUAAUUGGUUCAAUUCUUAAUAAAUCAGCCAUUUCCCCAGCCCAGAGGAUAAGCUGGAUCUGGGUAAAAACCUGGAGGAAUCCAGCAUUUACUGGUCUACACUAUUUCAGUUGCUGAUGAUUAUUAUGGAGCAAUCGCUUCAGCUUUGUUAUGAAAAAAAUGAUGCCCCCCUACUUGUUUCUUUAAAUGCAAUAAAUAGAUUCUGUGAUUUCCUUAAUGACUGACAGCAAACAGGUUUUUGCUUAUAAGUCCAUCCCUCCAAAAGCUUGGUUUAGAAGAGAACAGCUUCAGUGGAGUAAGUGGUUAUUCAGGCUUUGUGACCAAAUUGGCAAUAGUCCAAAAGAGAUACUGGCGCUAGAAAUUAAACCUUUUUUCUACAUCUAUCAUAAAAUUGUCUUUUCAUGAUAUUUUUAAUUUUGCCAUAAAAGUAUUUGCCUAAUGCUUCUACAUCAUAUCUGAUCACCCAAGUUCCUCUAUGAGGGGGGCAUUCAUAUUUGUGCAGGAGUAGUCUGUUAGCAUUAGAAGGGACAGAUUGAGAAGGGAUUGUUGGCAAAACAGUCUGGGUUAGGAACUUCAAGUAGCAAUUACUUACAAAAGUAGCACAAAAAAGGUCAACAUGAUCCAUAUGUAACUUCCAAAGUUUUUUAGUGUCAGUAUCACUGGCUGGCUGUUCCUAUAAUUGAUGUGUUUGUCAAUUUUAACAUCACUCUUUGUUUUUGGCCUUGAAUUUGGAAGACUAUGGUUCAACCUCUUUGAAUCUCCUUGCCAGAUACUUUUGGACUUUAUAUUUUCAAAGGAAUCCCAGAAAGGGAUUUAUCCCAUAUAUUCUAACCAACCUUUAUUAAAUGAGUUUGGACACCAAACAUCUAUGUCACAGCUAAAAUGAUGGAAACACCUUGUACUUAAAUCACCAGUGCCCUAUGUUCUUUCCAAGGGUUCAUCUCUAUUGGCCAUCAAACUGGUCAUGUUUUACCUUAUUCAAUUUCCAGUAUGGAUAUUGCCUUGUGCAAUGUGUACUCUUAACUUAUGUACAUUACCACUGCAGCUCUUAUUUGUUUUUCUUUUAACUUUCCAAAAUAAUUUCUUGGGACCAUUAUUGUUCUUAAUUCUUAUAUGUCUUAAAGGAUUAGUAAACCUUUAAAACAAGUGAAUGUAAAAUUGAGGAGAGUACUAUUCUAAACACUUUUGUAAUUUACAUUCAUUAUUUAUUCUUUUUAUUCCAAGAAAUUAAGAGACAUGUGCACGGUUACUAUGAACAAAUUUAGUUACAACAGCACCACCUGCUGGUCAGUUCCCGACCAGGCUGACCACCAAGUAGUCAAGGAAGUUCUUCUAAACAGAAGAAUAUCAGAGCACGUUGACUCCUGCCGGUCCUAUUUCAGUCUCUCAGCUGCACCAAAAAAAUUCAUAAAAAAGGUGGAUCAGCGCCAAGGGCAACGGAGAAAACAAACAACAAAGCAAAAAUAUGGUGUAGUAUUUUUGAAUAAUUCAGUUUAUCCCCAUGUGUUGGAAUAGGAAAACAAAGUGAUGUUUUAGGUAAGUUCCCCUUCAAAUGACGAUUCACUACUUCAAAGGGUGAAAAUAUCCUGAUUAAGUUCCCCUUUAAACGGACCAAAAAAUCUUCCAUACAUGCAUGUGUGCUUAUUUCAAUAGCUUCCAUCAGAUCUGGCUAAAAUGCCUACUUAUAAGAUAGUAGGUUUUGUAGUUGCAUAUAAUAAUCGUUAUUUUCCCUUCUCCUCAGCAGCUCCGUUAUGCUCCAGUAUAAAAUACUAUUUUAUUGUUAAACUUUAAAAAUUUUAAUAAAAUGCACUCACAUUUUAUUUCCAUAAAUAUAAUCACCCUUAAGUAAGCUUUUUUAGCAGGUUUCACCAGUUGGAUCCAGGAUAGGAGUGUUGCAGGCGUCUCUUUCUCCCUCGUGGCUCUCUGACCAGCAGGUGGUGCUGUUGUAACAUAAUUUGUUCAUAUUAAUAGUACAUGUAUCUCUUAAUAUCUAUGGAAUGAAAAAAAUAAUAAAUAAUGCAUGUCAAUUACAAAAGUGCUUAGAAUAGCACUCUUAAUAAAUUGACAUUCACUUUUUUUAAAGGUUUAUUUAUCCUUUAAUAGAUGGUUUACUUUCAUGUUUUUCUGCAUACUGCAUGCCUAAGGCGAGACAAGAAUAGUAAGUACACCUUAUUUUCUGACCUAUAGGUGCUGUUCUGUUGAGGUUUUGGAAGAAUAUUUUGAAUCCAAGUUAUAACGAACUACCGUCCAUAGGUAUAAUCCAAGUAUGGAGAGAUAUAAAUGUAAAACGAAUUUAUAAAAAGGACCUAUUUUUCACGUAGAACUCAUUCCAGGAGCCUACGACAAUCUCUGACACCCACUGUUAAUACUAAACAAGUGUGAAACUUGUUAUAAGCAAUUUGCACAGAUGUUGGCUUCUCAACUAUGCUGUAAGUUAUUUGUAAAUAAUGUGUAAAUUAUUAGACUGUUCUUUAAUGAUACUGUGUAGAUUUUAGAACACAAUGUGAAAUAUUUUAUUAUGAGAGUUUACUGAAUACAUUUCAAUGUGUUACUU
Xenopus laevis (African clawed frog) is the source of this 8375-nucleotide messenger RNA. It is a transcript of the gene mcf2l.S, whose product is annotated as guanine nucleotide exchange factor DBS. Lineage: Eukaryota; Metazoa; Chordata; Amphibia; Anura; Pipidae. The transcript has 33 exons. Bases 561 to 4205 code for a protein of 1214 amino acids. The record is from RefSeq and is a predicted model, not a curated record.